Molecule: messenger RNA, 1559 nt
Organism: Cimex lectularius (bed bug)
Lineage: Eukaryota; Metazoa; Arthropoda; Insecta; Hemiptera; Cimicidae
Product: glycine--tRNA ligase-like
Exons: 7
Coding region: 408-1508 (366 amino acids)
Source: RefSeq, a predicted model, not a curated record
GUGUUGAGAUCCUUCUGCUGUAAAGUUCCGAAUUCGCCCGUCCCUGGUAUAGACACGUCUAGGUUACCAAAGGAGACCAAAAUCGGAAAAGAGCUGAUAGAACAUCUCGAGAGCAUAUCUCUCGUCGAUUUUGGUAAUGAAAAGGGCGUCAGGAUCGUUGAGGAAGCCAUCAGAUUCGCAGACCAGCUCACCGUCGUAGACACAGAAGGCGUACAACCCUUAACCUCCGUAUUGGAAGACAGAUCGCUUCCCCUCCGUGCCGACGUCGUGACUGAAGGAAACUGCCGCCCAGAUAUACUGGGCAAUGCGAAAAAGACGGACGAGGGUUACUUCGUCGCACCGCCUGGCAAUAUACCCCUGAAGCCGAAAGUAGAAAACCCGCUGAAAGAAGCCAAUAAUUAGAAAUAAUGCUUCGUCUAAGCCACGUACCCCGCCAGCUGUACGAAGUUGUCAAAUAUUUCGUCGAUAGUGGUUUCAUCAAGCUCAACGUCAUGAACAACAACGUGCAAAGAAUCACUUACGGCCCUUUGGGUGAAAUUCUGUUAGAAAAUAUUAGAAAAGAAUGGAUUUUCGGCAACAGCUCUUAUAGGGAGGACAACGUCUUUCCUUACCACUAUCGAUCAGUGAACGAAAUCCUGCCAGAUAUAAAAGAAGCAUUUAUAGCCGGGAAAGAAUUGAACGGCGGUGUUUUACCGUUUGGCCUUGCCGACUGUCGAAAAAUCUGCAGCGAUUUUAAAUCAUCGGAAAACGAUAUUUUUCAUCCUCGACACUCGAUUGAUCUUAGGUAUAUAGGAUUUUUCAAGCCAGACGAAGGGAAACAGUUCUUUUACCGUUGGGCACAACAAAGAAAGCGUUGGUGGAGGAAGUUUUCCAGUGACCCGGGAAAAUUUUCUCUCGGCGAGAUAGAAAAAGAUGAAACGUCGGAUAAAGAAGAGCUGAAAAUACUAGCGACUUUUCCUUGGGGCGUUCACAACAUUGAAUCCGUCAAGUUUUUAGGCGAUACCCCUUUCCUGAAUUGUGGCCGGCCCAGUCCUUUUAACAUUGAUUGUGAUGGUGAAUUAAUUUUCCCUCAUGUUAUUGAAAGCGUAUGCAGCCUCGAUUACGCGACAAUUAUUUACCUUUUGGACGCCUACGACCGGACGGACGAUUCGAAAGUAAUUUGCAGAUUCCACAGGAAGUUUGCUCCUUACAAAUUCGCCUUCGCCGCCCCGCCAGUCGACGAUCGAUUGGCUUUCGAGCUUUUUGAAAUGGGCCAAAUGUUGUGUUUUGAUGUAAUGAAGGCAGGUUUGAACUGUUUACUCCCUGUUCGAACACUAUUCGGGAAAGAGGAAUUGGAGAAACAACUCGAUAAAAAUAACUCGAUCGGGGUUCCGUACACCGCCGUCCUGACGGAUCAUACCUUAAAAACUGGCAUAUUUGGACUUUUCAGCCGCGAAACAACUCUACAGGAAGAAAUUCACAUUGAAAAAUUUAAGGACUAUGGUGCACUUCUGAUGAAAAAUUACUAGUUUUUGGAUGUAGUAUUCGUUCUAUACCAAAUAAAGUAUUUAUUUAAAUUA